Messenger RNA from Vigna radiata var. radiata (mung bean), 1864 nucleotides. RefSeq lists its product as uncharacterized. Gene Ontology annotation, cellular component: cytoplasm. Lineage: Eukaryota; Viridiplantae; Streptophyta; Magnoliopsida; Fabales; Fabaceae. The coding region runs from base 65 to 1585 and encodes 506 amino acids. Gene Ontology annotation, biological process: charged-tRNA amino acid modification. The record is from RefSeq and is a predicted model, not a curated record. Gene Ontology annotation, molecular function: tRNA adenosine(64)-2'-O-ribosylphosphate transferase activity. The transcript is spliced from 7 exons.
UUAUUGUGGGAACAGAUCAUAGAUCACAGGACAGAGAAAGAGAACGAGAAAGAGAAACAGAGGUAUGGAAGUUGAGGAAGAAGGUGCGAGGCUUAGCAUUUACAAGGCGGCGAGAAGCAUAAAGCGAAGAGACAACAGUUUAUACAACGCUCUCAGAUCGAUCUACCAAGACUCCAUCUUUGUCUCUGAAAUCUCUGUCCUAUGGCCUCAGCUCCCUCUCCUCGCCAACCUCCGCUGUGGUCUCUGGUAUUCUCGAGCCUUCCACUCCACCUGCUAUUUCAAAUCCACCGACGGCCACACCAACAACUGCUCCUUCAGCACCGCUCGCCUCAACCUUUACGUCGCCCAACUCGCCGGAAAGAAGGGAGGCUGCAUCAUCGUUGAUUCCACUCGAAGAGGAAAGCGCUUCCCUGAUAGCAUGUCCAAAACUAUACCUAUUUGGACCUGUGUUUUCAAUCGGGCCAUCAGGGACUUUCGUGACUCUAAUGGUUGUGAUGAAAGUGUUCGUGAAUGGGAUUGCUCCUUGCACCUUCCCCUGUGGGUUUCUCAAACAGAAAGAGCUUCCAUUGAGAAGAGGUUAGAGGAAUGGACUCUGUUAUUGAAAGCAAGUGGGGCUGAUAUUGCAUCCCUUGCUGCCUGCUUAAGGAAGCCCUUGCGCCCUCUCUGGAUUUCGCAGAAAACUGUCAUCUGGUUAAAUGAAGUGCCUCAUCAUGAAUCUUGGGAUUUCACACCCAUCAUUCUUGUGUCAGCUUCUUCAUCAGUUGGUGUGAGCCAACAUGGUACUACCUCUGAGUUCAGCUGGAAUUACAUACCCGGUGCAGGAGAUGAUGAAGAAAGCUGGGCCAGGGGUUUAUCACCUGUCCUUUUCUGGAAACAUGUUUAUGAUCUUAUAAACUCAGGUCCUGAUGUGUGCAACCAGAAGGUUGCAGAUAUAGUUGAAAAGAGUAGAGUAAACCGUGCUUAUAGAGGAGAAAGUGCACCACAGAUAACAGUUAAGCCCCUUAAGUCAUCCUCUCUUACACAGGAAGAACCAUCAGUGACUUUCGAUGCUUCGAUUGUUAAAACUAAUGCCAAGUCUUCUGAAGAUUCUGGAUUUUCUUGGUUGGGGUCAACUAAUUUGGCAGUUGGCACAUCUCGAAUUGCUGCAGAUGCUGCCAAUGUAGAUUGCAUACUGAAUUGUGAUCAGGAGUCCUUCUCUGUCUGUCUUCCCAGUGCUGAAUCAUAUUUGCAUCUACCAAUGAUGACUUCAAAGUUUGAUAGAUUUUCUUUAUUGAUCAAUCUUCCUAAAGCGGUGAGCUUUGCAAAGUUCAAUCUCAGCCAGGGAAAAAGACUUCUAGUUUGUUGCAAUAAUGGGGAAGAUAUUAGUGUAUGUGUUUGUUUAGCAAUCUUAAUGUCAUUAUUUGAUGAAAAAGGUACUUUUGAUGAUGGGAAAUUCUUCAACGCAGCACAAGUCACUAAAUGGGAUAUGAGGCGACGGCUUGUAUAUUUAUGUAAGUUUGCAACAGAUGCUAGACCAUCUAGAGGAAAUUUGAGGCAAGUUUUCAACUUUCUGAUUGGUGGAAAAUGCGAUCAUGAUUUGGACUAAUUGGAAGCACCUGAAUGAUUGAUUACCUUAAACUUGAAACAAUUCCAGAAUCUGUUCCCAGAUAACUGAUGUAUGCCUAAGUUUAUUCGAAGUUGAUGACUAUCUUAAUAAUUCUUAGUUUCAGACUGUUAAAUGUCUGAUUAGGUGAUAGACUCUAGCAACAUGGGCUAAACAUUCAAUAUUCCUUUAGGGAAAUAAUGUUUUAUAAUUAGUUUUAUAUUGAUACCUUAUUUAACAACUGACUUUGUUGAAUCAAUACAUUUGAAAAUUCAUCCCUUA